Striga hermonthica is the source of this 1548-nucleotide messenger RNA. Lineage: Eukaryota; Viridiplantae; Streptophyta; Magnoliopsida; Lamiales; Orobanchaceae. The record is from the annotation of a GenBank genome assembly.
AUGGCUUUCUGGGGUAUUGAGGUGAAACCUUGGAAGCCUGCCGUUCAUUCAACCGAAAAGGCUCGAGGAAGGCUCCGAAUCUCUCAGGCCACUCUGGGUAUCGGCGGUGCUAAGGAAAAGAGUAUAGUCCAGUGCAAUGUGGGUAAAAGAAGUCCAGUUCUACUCUGUGUUUUGCUUCCCAACCUAACCGAGUCUUGCCACCUGGAUCUGGAAUUUGAGGAGGCCGAUGAUGUUGUAUUUUCUGUUGUUGGCCCCCGAAGUGUGUACCUCACUGGCUAUUACGUCUCUAAAAGUCGACCGUCCAAUCCCCACAGUGAUACAGAAUCAUAUGGGGUGGAUAUUGAAGAUAGCCUCACAGAAAAAUCGAGUUACGGUAGCGAAGAUGACAAAUAUGAGGACAGUUUCAUUGAUGAUGAUGAGAUGAAAUUUCGUUCACCAUCCCCUGUCUCAAGCAGCGAAGAGAUGCAUGAUGUGAAGAGCAGAAAGGGUCGUGGCAAGCGACUCAGGAAGAAAACUCAGGUUGUGGAGUCAGAUGAUGAGGCUAACACAUGUGAAAGUGUAGAUGAUGAUGACUGCCUUUUAUCUAUAUUUAAGAGUAAAAAAGAUGCAAAGAAAAAUUCCACCGAUGCUGGGUAUAUUGAUCAGGCAACUGUCGAAAAGGCUGAAAAUUUGGAAAACGGGGGUGUGAGUAGCAAAAUAUCAGAGAAAAAUGUUGAUUUUGAGGAUGAACAUGGAAAACCAGAAAGAGGAAAAACUCGAAGGAAGAGAAAAGAACACCCGGGGGAUGAGAAGGCCAUUGAAGUUCAGUUUGAAGGCACAAAUUUGGAAAUUGGAGACUGUUUGUUGCCUCCUCCAGAUUCGGUCUCUGAAGAUUGUGAAAAAUCUAAAAAGAGGAAAAAAGGACAUCAGUUGAAGGGGACAUUCUGUGACGAGCCUGACGUGAAAUGUCAUAAUAAGCAUGAUAGGCCAGCAGAAAAUGGCAAUCAGGAGCAAAAAGUUGAUAACAAUGUCAGUACAAAUUCCGAGCUACUUGAUAAUGUUAACCAACCCGAGAAAAAAAGCAAGAAAAAGAAAAACAAGAAAACUCAAUUUCAAGGAGAUUCUGGCUUAGAGUUGCCUAGCACAACAGAUGAUCAAAACAACACAUCCAUGAAAAUUGAGGAACAAACUAUACAUGAAAUGCGGAUUCCAAAGAGGACCUUAUCAAAUGGGUUGAUUAUUGAGGAGUUGGCAAAUGGACCACUAGAUGGAAAAGUUGCUGCACCAGGAAAGAAGGUAAAAAUUUAUUACACUGCCAUGCUGAGGGAGAAUGGCCAUGUAAUCGACUCAAAUGUGGGCAAAAGUGCUUUCAAGUUUCGUUUAGGUGAUGAGGGAAUUAUGGAAGGAUGGAAUCUUGGUAUCGAUGGUAUGCAUGUCGGUGACAAGAGACGACUCGUAAUCCCACCACCCAUAGGGUGCAGUUCGGGCAAGCAUGGAGCUGUGGAGAAUGUGCCGCCAGAUUCGUGGCUCGUGUAUGAUAUUGAAUUGGUUGGUGUCCGCAGACAUUAG